AUGGAAGCAGCGUACGCGAACCGAGCGACCAAGAUCGGGAUGGUGAUCGCCCUCUACUGGGUGGUGUCGAUCUCGAUGGUCUUCCUCAACAAGUACCUCCUCUCGUCGCCCGAUCUGAGGCUCGACGCGCCGCUCUUCAUCACGUGGUUCCAGUGCCUGGUGGCCGUCGUGGCGUGCUGGGUGCUGCCCCUCUUUCGCCCGCUCCACCCGUUCUUCGAGACCUUCCCGCGCUUCGAGGUCAAGGUCGAUGUGGCCCUCAAGUGCCUUCCGCUGUCGGCCGUGUUCGUUGGCAUGAUCGCCUUCAACAACCUCUGCCUCAAGGAGAUUGGCGUGUCCUUCUACAACGUCGGCCGCUCGCUGACCACCAUCUGGAACGUGCUGCUUACGUACCUCAUGCUGGGACAGAAGACCAGCCCCAAGGCGCUUCUGUGCUGUCUGUUCCUCGUGCUCGGGUUUAUCCUGGGAGUGGAUCAGGAGGGCGAAAUCGGUGAUCUGUCUGUCAGAGGUGUCAUCUACGGUGUAUUGGCCUCGCUCUUCGUGGCCCUCAACGCCAUCUACGUCAAGAAGAUCCUGCCCAUCGUGGAUGGCGAUUCCUGGAAGUUGACCCUGUACAACAACCUGAACGCCUUCUUUCUCUUUGUGCCGCUCAUGAUCAUGGCCAGCGAGCACGAGAUGGUAUCGUACCGCCUCACCACCAUUAACAGAUUAAUCAUGAUCCAACUCACGCCGCUUGUCUCCACUCAGCUGGCCGAGUUUGAGAAGAUCACUUCCCUCUACUUCUGGGCCAUGAUGACUCUUGGUGGAUUCUUCGGCGUGGCGAUCGGCUUGGUGACGAUGCUGCAGAUCAAGUUUACGUCCCCUCUGACCCACAACAUCAGUGGCACGGCCAAGGCGUGCGCGCAGACAGUGAUCGCCGUGUGGGCCAAUUCCGAAGUCAAGAGCGGGCUGUGGUGGGUCUCCAACUUGCUGGUGCUCCUCGCGUCUGCGGCCUACACCCACGUCCGAUCGCAAGAGAUGCAGAAACCCACGUCGCCUCCUCUGGCCAACACCGCCAAGAAGACCGACAGCGACGACAACGAUGAGGACAGCGAUGUGGAUGAGCGGAACCAGCAAGACCACGUAGACGACUACACCGUGGAAGUGUUGGACGACAGCGCUGACGAGCGUGACCAGGCACCCAACAACAAACUGCGAAUCAACUAG
Acanthamoeba castellanii str. Neff is the source of this 1203-nucleotide messenger RNA. RefSeq names its product GDPfucose transporter. The transcript is spliced from 10 exons. Lineage: Eukaryota; Discosea; Longamoebia; Acanthamoebidae. The record is from RefSeq and is a predicted model, not a curated record. Gene Ontology annotation, cellular component: Golgi apparatus. Gene Ontology annotation, biological process: protein O-linked glycosylation via fucose; GDP-fucose import into Golgi lumen. Gene Ontology annotation, molecular function: antiporter activity. Bases 1 to 1203 code for a protein of 400 amino acids.